This is a messenger RNA of Paramacrobiotus metropolitanus, 623 nucleotides long. RefSeq lists its product as uncharacterized. Bases 102 to 548 code for a protein of 148 amino acids. Lineage: Eukaryota; Metazoa; Tardigrada; Eutardigrada; Parachela; Macrobiotidae. The transcript has 2 exons. The record is from RefSeq and is a predicted model, not a curated record.
GGUCUUUCCUACGAUUACCAGUCGGUUCUGCAUUAUGAGAGAAAGCCUUCGCUAUCGAUUCCAACUUCCCUACUCUCCUACCAAAAGUCAAGGGAUCAAAGAUGGGACAAAAUGAGAAUCUGAGUCCGCUGGAUGUAGCCAGGAUUUACAAGCGUUUCCAGUGUAACGUGCCCACCAGCAGGCAGGCAGUGUACACACAGGGCCAAUGUCCGGCUUCCGAUACGACGGCACCCACGACUUUUGCUUCCGCCGCGACUACAACCGUCGAAUCUAUCAACAACACUCCCGCACCAUCGUCGUUCUCCGUGACGACGGAGAGCAGAGAGACCAGACCGAGUGCAGUCCCAUCGGACCCCGAAAAACCUGAUGCUUUUGACUCUACCAGUUCCACGAAACCCACGGUACCCAUAGCUUCAACUGAAUUUUUGUUUACCUCGGUGGAAGACGCCAGCCAAAUGCAGCAACAAGCCGAACAAGGCCCAGUGGUGAAGUUCGUUCCUGCGGGCAAGCCCGCUCGUUGCAGCGGAUUUAGGCAGUGCAGAAAAUGAUGGCUGGCCAUUUCGUCGCCGAAAAACCGUCGACAAACGGUAGCGAUGUCAGACCCGUGACAAAGUCCUGCUAGU